Molecule: messenger RNA, 4419 nt
Organism: Nematostella vectensis (starlet sea anemone)
Lineage: Eukaryota; Metazoa; Cnidaria; Anthozoa; Actiniaria; Edwardsiidae
Product: homeobox protein MSX-3
Exons: 3
Coding region: 2798-3607 (269 amino acids)
Biological process (GO): embryonic morphogenesis; regulation of transcription by RNA polymerase II
Cellular component (GO): nucleus
Molecular function (GO): RNA polymerase II transcription regulatory region sequence-specific DNA binding; DNA-binding transcription factor activity, RNA polymerase II-specific
Source: RefSeq, a predicted model, not a curated record
UUAUCGCACUCCUCAAGUAAUUGACUGAGAAACGAUCUAAAUUAUGAAAUAACUACGACGAUAUCUCGUAAAAGUGCAAAAUGUCAAAAGCCUGAAAACUGGUUAUCUGUACUUCACACAGAAAACCGAUUGCAGGCUAUUUUAACUUUUGAUCAAUAUUGCAACGUGUCUCAUCAAUUCCCAUUCCACAGUAAGCUGUUCUAGUUUUCAUAUUGCUGUUACUACCUGCGUGUUUGUGUGUAUCACAACAAGACAACAACUAUUGCGCGAGACCUCGACAAUGCAAGGGCCACGUUUAAAUUCAGAAAGAAAGCAAAUUGUAUUCCUCUGCGGGUGUUUCAACAUCCGAAUGCUCGACACCGGUGUGUACACCGGAACGUCUUGAAGAUUAUUUUCUUUUCGCAUGACAAACAUCCAACGAUAUAACUUCCCUUUCUGCUAUACGGUCUUUAUGAUAAAAGUAUUUCAUUACAACUGCUAAUUGUUUUGGUUUUCCAUGUUUCGCAAAAGAAAACGUAUGUAGGAAAAAAACACAUAAGAUUUUGUAAGGGAAUCUAGAGUGAUCCGCCUGGUUGAAAAAGAAUUCAGCAAUUCUUUGGUAUUCCAAACAUUUUUUUCGUUAUCGUGUUACUAGGAAAACAAAAUCGUUAUCUUAAAAGCAAACAAAAUCUACUUCCCUUAUAGCUUAUAUUUUCCAUCGCUGUUGACUUGUGAUUAAGCUAAGUACCAACGCUAGCACAUUUGUAUAGUGUUGUAAGAGAUAGAUGUCUCUAAGAUGAUAAUGUUAGCGGAACCAAGAAACGCCGAUUGCCCAAGGCCAGAUAGAAAAAAAAAACACUGUUGAUAAACGAAUUCGAAAUUUCACGAGUUCGAGAGCUGGAUUUGUGUGCUGAUACGGGCAGUAGUGAUUAGAAUGGCGACAGUUAUCUUUAGACAUAGCAGAGCUAUGUUAUCAACUUAUCGUUAGGUGGGAAGACGAGGAAGAAUGAUAGUUGUCAGAUGGAAAAACUACAAGCCAUGUUUUUCUUCUCAUCUUAGAGGAGAUAGCGAACGUGGGCACACCCUUUCACAUACACAUUAAGCGGGGUAAAUUGGUUUCAAGAGCACUUCUCUUACGAGUUAAUUUCGUUUACUUGUUAGCUGCAAAUCAAUUGAAUUAAUUUAUUUAACUUGAGUAAUGUUGAUUACAGCCUUAAGCUUUCUUAGCUCGAUUCGUACAAUGACUUGAACAAACUCGGAGUAACGUUCGUUCCAUGGCUCAUUUUGUGUUCAUACCAAUGGCGACCAUUCAUAAUUACUUAAACCCGACGACUAAUAUUGAUAUCAUGACGGAAUACCAGAUAUCCACUGUGAUCCAAAUUAGUAAUCUCUUAAAUUCAAAUUGUAUGGUUGUAAUUACACUUAUCGUACCGGCCAUUACCGCGAGGAAUGCACUGCGAACCCGCAUUUGGAGCGCGUGCACUUCAGCUCAAGUUUGAUCAAGAUAGUCCACUCCUGUCAUCUUGAGUUCACCAUCUAAUCAACGCACGCCCAAAUAACGCAACAAUACCAUUCACAAACAAACACAACGUCCAAUAUUAUUAUUACCCUGAGCUGUCACAAAGAUUUUUGCCCUACCGCUCAUAUAGCAAUCAAAAAGACUUAAAAUCACUUAAAAUCAAAUUACAAUUUGCCCGAAUCACUCGUGCGUGCGUUAGCAGCGUUAUGUCAAGGCCAGAAUCUGAUUCUUGGCAGAGAAACGAUCGUUAAAAUUUGACACAAACGCAGGUUUCCCUGCUUAAUUAGCAUUCCAUUAUUAUUUGCUAAAGGUGAAUCACUCGUUUCAAUUACCCUUUAAUUACCGGCUGUGUAUACACAUGAAAAUUACUUCCCGUGCAACUCGAUAAUAAGGACACAACAAUAUUUGUAUUUUAAAAAGGUCUAAUUGAUUUCCAUAAAAUUUUGUUUUGCAAAAGCAUCUGAUACUAUCAACGAAAGCCCCCCGUUGAUCCUGGCUAUUUGUUUUAGGCAUUAGGAGAAACAAUCGACAAUAUUCUUUCUUUUGUGCCACUGAGAAGAUGGACAAACAAUCGCUUCGGGGGCUAUUCGAACCUAUUAUUGCACCGUUCACCACCCCCACUCUAACCAUCACAACACUUGCAUAGACUCCAAGGCUAGUUUGCGCUUCGACGUCAACCCAUACCAUAUGGACCUCUUAAUUUCCGUCCAAGAUGUAACAUGGACUUUUACCUUUAAGUGCUCGCAUUAACCUUAAUUACUGUACAAGUGGUUUCUAAACCAGGCGGAAAACUGUACAAAGGCGAUCGGAGUCGAAAAAGGAUGUAUAUCUGUCAAGGGAAAUUAAAGGAGUUUCACUCUAUUUUGGUGAGAUUGUUCUCUUAUAGCUUGAGGCAUUUUAGUGUUUGUAGAAUGAUCGAUGCCACCACGCCGGCACAAACAAAAGAACUACCUACCCGUAAAUUGGUUUUAAUCUGAACCAAUGGGAGCAAUUUAGUAGUUAUCGGAUCUCUUAAAGAUGACUCCUUAGCGGCCCUGUGGUUGGCUGUCAUUUAUCAACAACAAAUUUGCCUGAUAAUGACACAAUUAUCUUAUGCCCUAUUAGGCAGUGUCUAAUAUGCUCGAAUGACAACUGGUGAAAUGGCUAUUCACAGCAGGUUAGGCCCAGUGCAGUGGAAUAAAGCCAGAGCAAUCUGACCGUGCUAAGACAUUCCACACAAGCCCGUACCGGUGCGAGAGAGGUUGUAGGUCCGUUUGCUUUUCCACUCACUGUUAAGUGACCCAUUCAAAGCUGCAUGUAAUGGAGGCGGAUCGCGAUUUGCCUUCUCCUUCUAAGGCCGUGCCUACCACAUCUACUGCUAGUAUUACUUCUCGGACGAGCUCCUUCUCUGUGGAGUCUCUGAUAUCGAAACCGGAGCAGCAGCCAAGCAACAAGCGUAAGCCAUAUACGCCAGGACUACAAAGCAACUUCUCGGUAGAAAGCAUUUUAGAGAAACAGUCGUCGCGAGACGAGGAGUCACAGCAGCGAAAAGUUGCGACGACGACGGCAGAAGCCGGUAAGAAAAGUUCCGAGGAUGGCAGUACGACGGAAGAUUUUCCAUGGAUGCACUCAACACGAUAUGACCCUCCGCCGAGAAUACGUACAAGACUUAGUCCUUCCAAGUGCCAAUUACGGAAACACAAAGCGAAUCGCAAGCCCCGGACGCCAUUCACAACUUCUCAACUCUUGGCACUCGAACGAAAGUUUCGUCAAAAACAAUAUCUGUCUAUUGCGGAAAGGGCUGAGUUUUCUGCAUCAUUAAACCUAACGGAAACGCAAGUGAAAAUAUGGUUUCAGAAUCGCCGCGCCAAGGCAAAGAGACUACAUGAGGCAGAACUAGAGAAACUGAAACUCGCCAGUAAGCCUUAUAUUGCUCCAGGGUAUCCGUCUUCGAUAGGGAACGUUUCAAUGUGCUGUGAUUCAACAUGCAGUGCAGGGCCGUACUCGAUGCAGCCGUACUCGCAUAUGGGACUUUCUGCUGCUAGCAGUUAUAGUCAAUCACUGGCGUACAUGUACAAAGGACCUUACGGAAUGCAUCAAGGCUUCCCAGGUUUUCUGCACCCGCAUUAGUUUAUUCGAUACACCUCUGAUUCGCUAGAGUCACGAAAACCGACAAAGGUGUAUACAAAUCUAAUUAGUACUCCUUAUUCAAAGUGUGAAAUAGCAAGAGAAAUUAACUACAACCGACACCUAUAUAUUAUGUGAUUUGUAUAGAAAUUUAGUUUGACUUUCUUUGAAAGAGUCUUCAAUGCUAUUUGUGUUCAAUGCUAGGUUGGAUGCUUUCACAGAAUUUUGUUCCAUUGUUGUCGUGUAUACGGACUCGCACUUUUGAAUAGAGGCAAAUCAGAAAGUAUUUCUUAUAAUUUUUUUCUAAUCGCAAAGUGCAAUUAGGGCCUUUUUGGAUUUUUUCUCAAUUCAAUAGCUUUUAGAUUGCAUUUUUCAGUUCUAGCGCAGCUCUAGCGUAAUUAGUUUGCGUGUCUUCCUCAUGAGGUUUUAUACUUGGUGCCUUCUAAACCCAAAUUUACGAGACUUUUAUGUGAGAUUUUGUUUCUUAAUGAGUUGUAGAGCCAUCGUUUUGAGCGUAACUUCAGCCCUACUUUGAUGUCGUUUUGCGUUUGCUCUUGCAGAACUCAGUUAAGUACAUACUUAACAAUGUGUUUACAAGACUUAGGAAAUGAACUCAUCUUUCUUACCAAGCCAGUUCGCCAAGAACAAUCUGUAAAUAUAUUUGAAGCUCUUAUCUAGUACGCCAAUUUAUCGGCGUAGGACCCCAAAGUAAUUCAAUCUUUAUUUAACUUUUAAUGCAAGUGGGCUAUUUAGCCCUUGUUGAUAGAAAAUAUUUUAUUCUGUCUCGUCACAGGGUAAUAAAAAGAAAAAAACUA